AACAGUACAUACGUUCAAGACGGUGGGGUGAAGAAACAAAAUAAAUAAAUAAAUAAAUAAGGAUAGUUCAGUCUUUCCUUUACUGAUGAACAUUUUUGGAGCAACAGUGGAGCCGCCAAUAUCAUCUCUCAAAAGAAAUAAAAAUAAAAAAUAAAAUUCCAAGUUCCACAAUGCAUUGACUUGGUCUUCCAACAGAGAGCCUAUAAAGGGACCAAAAGGCUUGUGAAAUUUAUUUGUAUACCCCCAAAAAAAGUAGCAUUUAGGAAUCAAAGUAAGUUAUCACAAUGGCCUUGCAUGUGAUGCUUGUACAAAUUCUCUCCCUGGUGCUGUUGAAAUUGACCUCAGCACCAACUGCAUCACCAACAACAACAGCAGCAGCCAUAGCCAAACCUGGUUGUGCCGAUCGUUGUGGGAAUAUAAGCAUCCCAUACCCCUUUGGCAUGACCCCAGACUGUUAUCUAGAUCACCACUUCCUCAUCACCUGUGACAAUUCCUUCAAUCCCCCCAAAGCAUUUCUAGAGAACAGUAGCAUUAAAAUAAAUGUUACCAACAUAUCGCUCCAAGGUCAGCUUCAUAUCUUGAAGAUUAGACUCGACGACUGCUAUGAUCAGCGCGGUAAGUGGGUGUCCAACAGCACGGUCACUAACACAUUUACUCUCUCCAAAUUCUUCAUCUCCAACACCCAAAACAAGUUCACAGCGGUGGGGUGCGACACUUACGCCAUAGUCAACGCUUACAGAGGUGAUGAGUGGUACACCACAGGGUGCAUGUCCAUAUGCAACAAAAUGGAGGAUAUCACCGACGGGACUUGUUCCGGUAUCGGCUGCUGCCAGACAUCCAUCCCCAGAGGGGUGAGAAACAUUAAUUUGACAUUAAGGAGCUACCACAAUCAUACAUCUAUAAAGGAAUUCGAUCCUUGCAGCUAUGCCUUUGUGGUGGAGCAAAAGGAGUUCAACUUCUCCAGAAGUUAUCUUCUCGGUUUGCAAGACAGGAAGAAGCUCCCGAUGGUGCUGGAUUGGACCAUCGGAGAUGAGACAUGCGAUGUGGCUAGGAAGAACAUGACUAGCUACGCAUGUAAAGCUAAUUAUAGCGAGUGUUAUGAACCUGAUAAUGGUCCAGGGUAUCUUUGUAGAUGCUUUAAAGGUUACCAAGGUAACCCAUAUCUGUCCGAUGGUUGCCAAGAUAUCGAUGAAUGUAAGGACCCGAUUCUCAACAAGUGUCCAAAGAAUUGUGUCAACACUGCAGGCAAUUAUACAUGUUCUUGCCACAAGGGAUACCAUUGGGACUACCGGAAAAAUGGAGGAGGUUGCGUUAUUGAUCAACUACUAGUGAUAACACUUCCUGUCGGUAUUGCUGCAGUGGUAACAGUUUUGCUUGUGGGCAGCACUUGGUUGCACAUUGGAAUGAAGAAGAGAAAGCUCUUGAGGCUCAAAGAAAAGUUCUUUCAGCAAAAUGGUGGUUUAAUGUUACGGCGACAAUUUUCAGGACGAGAAGGAUCAACCGUCAAAAUUUUCACAAAUGAAGAGAUGGAGAUGGCUACCAACAAUUAUGACGGAAGCAGAAUAAUCGGUCAAGGAGGUUAUGGCACAGUUUACAAAGGCUACUUGAGAGACAACACAAUAGUUGCUAUCAAGAAGUCCAAGAUAGUUGAUCAAAGCCAAAUCGAGCAGUUCAUUAACGAGAUGGUUGUACUCUUUCAAAUCAAUCAUAGAAAUGUGGUAAAGUUCUUGGGUUGUUGUUUAGAGGCGGAGGUGCCUCUACUUGUUUACGAGUUCAUCAACAACGGCACCCUCUUUGACCACAUCCAUAACCGAGCAAAGGCAUCCGCCCUUUCCUGGGACAUCCGUCUAAGGAUUGCAGCGGAAACAGGUGGGGUUCUAACAUAUUUGCACUCUGCAGCUUCUACUCCGAUCAUCCAUAGAGACAUCAAGUCUGCAAACAUACUCUUGGAUGAUAACUACACCGCAAAAGUGUCCGACUUUGGAGCGUCAAGGUUGGUUCCGCUAGAUCAAGCGCAGUUAUCUACAUUGGUGCAAGGAACACUCGGAUACUUGGACCCCGAAUACUUGCACACAAGCCAGUUGACAGAAAAAAGCGAUGUUUAUAGCUUCGGGGUGGUCCUUGUAGAGCUAUUAACGGGAAGGAAAGCACUUUCUUUUGAUAGGCCAGAGACGGAGAGAAGCCUAGCUACGUAUUUUCUUUUUUUGCUGAAAGAGGAUCGCUUGUUUCAAGUACUCGAUGAUCAUUUAGUGUGUGAAGGAAAUACCGAGCAACUUAAGGAAUUUGCAGAGAUUGCGAGGAGGUGCUUAAAAGUGAAGGGGGAGGAGAGACCUACUAUGAAAGAAGUAGCAAUGGAACUGGAGGGACUGAGGAUGGUAGAGAAACAUCCACGGGUUGACAUUGCAGUACUCGAUUUUGAAGAGACUGAGUCCUCCUCGCUUGGUGAGAGAUCGGAUGCCUAUGAAUAUGGUGGUGGUGGUGCUACAAAUGGCAAGUUUGAUAGCUCGACGGAACACGUAGUAUUGCCUAUCGACGGUGGGAGAUAGAUUGUUUCAUACACACUGAUGCAAUUGCUGAAGAACUCAUGAACAUGUCUGGACAUUGACUUGGCAAAAUUACCUGCAAACUACAUAUAUAGAUGUUUGUUGGAAGAUUAAACCAAAUGUUGGAAAUAAACCAAAUACAUGAACCAAACUCAAGUGUUGAAUACAUGCACCACCAUUGGGAGAUGAAACAUUUGUGUUAAACUUUAUUUCAUUUAUUGUCUUGUAAUUUGUGUAUUUCUAGACUCAGGUAUUGAUGCCUAUAAAUAUAUGUUCUUUAAGUUCUUUUGUAAGCAAGAAGUGAGAAAGAAAUAUAUCAAUAUU
Molecule: messenger RNA, 2867 nt
Organism: Cornus florida
Lineage: Eukaryota; Viridiplantae; Streptophyta; Magnoliopsida; Cornales; Cornaceae
Product: wall-associated receptor kinase 2-like
Exons: 3
Coding region: 285-2546 (753 amino acids)
Biological process (GO): protein phosphorylation; cell surface receptor signaling pathway
Cellular component (GO): plasma membrane
Molecular function (GO): protein serine/threonine kinase activity; polysaccharide binding; calcium ion binding
Source: RefSeq, a predicted model, not a curated record